GCGGUGGAUGAAUUCCAAGCAGCAGCAGCAGGCUGGACCCGAGCCACCGGGGAGCCCCGGGGGGGCGGCGGAGCCUCGGGCCACAGCAAGGGACGGCAGAGAUCCGAGCCGGCGCCGAUGGUCCCCUCUCGCAGCCCCCAGCGGGUCAACAGGCUCCCGCCGCCUUUGCCGCCGCCGCUGCUGCUGCUAUUGCUCCUGGCCACGGCCGUGCGGGACUCCUGGCAGGCCGGGGAGAAGACGUGCGACCUGCUGGGAGAGGGGGACCGAGAGUCGGAGAAGGAGCGGGCCCUGCUGGAGAAGCUGGCGCCGCUCUACGACCUCAGCUUUGAGAGCAGCGUGGGUCAGGAUUCAGAAGCCUACACCUACAAGUUCAGGGUAUGCCGGGAAGCCGGCAACGGCACGUCGGGAGCCGGCCUGGUGCAGGUCGACAAGAAGCAGAAGGAGACCGUGGUGGGCAGGAUCAAUGAGACACACAUCUUCAAUGGAAGUGACUGGAUCAUACUGUCCUAUAAGGGGGGAGAUAUGUACGACAGACACUGUGGCAGAGAGAAGCGAAGAGCCAUCGUCAUGAUUUCCUGCAACCGGAAUAUGCUGGGGGGCAACUUUGUCCCCGUGUCCGAAGAGCGGGGAAAAGUCAACGAAUGUUUCUACCUCUUCGAGAUGGACAGCAGCCUGGCCUGCCCUCCUGAGGACACCCACCUCAGCGUCGGUUCCGUCCUGCUCAUCACGUUGGCUUCUCUGGUCGCCGUCUACAUCAUCGGCGGUUUUUUGUACCAGCGGCUUGUGGUCGGGGCUAAAGGCCUGGAGCAGUUCCCUCACUUUGCUUUCUGGCAGGAUCUGGGAAACUUGGUGGCGGACGGCUGCGACUUCGUGUGCCGGUCCAAACCCCGCUCGGGCCCGGCCACCUACCGGGGCGUGGGCGACGAGCAGCUGGGCGAGGAACCGGAGGAACGCGACGACCACCUGCUGCCCAUGUGAGCCGCGCCCCCGGCCUCCCUCCGCCCCGGCCCCCGCCCCACGGCCGGCGCCUCCGCUCCGUGACACGCUGCUCUCUGCCCCACCUUGGACGAGGCUGGAGCCGGAGGAGGGGGCCGGGGCCACGUUCCGGCCCCCUCCCUUCUGCCCUCCCUCCCCGGUUCCGCAGCCGGCGCGUCCCGCCCUCUGCUCCGCUCCGCUCCCCGCCGUGCUGCCCCGCGCAUUCCCGGACCAGGCCAGGGCCCGCCUGGAGGGGACGGGCCGUAGGUACUGUCCUUGGCCUUUUUACUACUCUCCGUUCCUGCUGCCGCCGCCGCCGCCAACCACUGCCUCCACACACUGGAUUUCCGCCCGGAGCCGAGCGUGGGGGGCUCCCGGCCCUCACCCCCUGCACAGGAGGGAGCCCCGGCGGGGGCCGGACCAGGGUCAGGGCUUGACUCCCGGGGCUUCCCGGCCUCCCUCAGGACCCGCUCUCCACUCGCUCUUCUUUCCGGUCCCUCUGCUCGGCCCCGGGCAGCCAGGCCCUCCUGGGCGGGAGCCAAACGAGAAGGGCCUCCAGCCCUCUCGCUUCAGUCCCCCCCCCCCCCCCGGAUGAGAGGGGCACAAGAUCAGCAGCUGUCUCUCCACCCCCUGGUGUUUUACAAGGGUGAAGUCUGCACCACGUUUUGUACAAAGACAUUAAAAAACCAAGAACACC
Molecule: messenger RNA, 1672 nt
Organism: Ornithorhynchus anatinus (platypus)
Lineage: Eukaryota; Metazoa; Chordata; Mammalia; Monotremata; Ornithorhynchidae
Gene: M6PR
Product: mannose-6-phosphate receptor, cation dependent
Exons: 7
Coding region: 118-978 (286 amino acids)
Biological process (GO): protein targeting to lysosome
Cellular component (GO): Golgi apparatus; trans-Golgi network; endosome
Molecular function (GO): protein domain specific binding
Source: RefSeq, a predicted model, not a curated record